AUGGGUCUCCCCAUCAAACUAGGCGUCCCCCAAAGCCAGCACCAGCAAACGGGACACACGGGCCAAGUCACCGGCGCCGGCGCAAACACGGGAGCCGGCACGACCCGCUCCAAGACGGAAGCCGAGCUCGAGGCCGACCGGCUCUACGAAGAGGCCAUGGAGGAGGAAUACGCCAAGAGAGACGGCGGCUCAUAG
Molecule: messenger RNA, 195 nt
Organism: Colletotrichum phormii
Lineage: Eukaryota; Fungi; Ascomycota; Sordariomycetes; Glomerellales; Glomerellaceae
Exons: 2
Coding region: 1-195 (64 amino acids)
Source: RefSeq, a predicted model, not a curated record